AUGUGCAAAUAUCAUGACACCCAUGGUCAUAAAACAGAAGAUUGCACACAGCUGAGGGAAGAGGUAGCCCGUUUGUUCAACGAAGGGCAUCUUCGAGAAUUCUUAAGCGAUCGGGCUAAAAACCAUUUAAAGAACAGAGAUUCAAAUAUACAGAAUGAGCAAGAAGAGCCGCAACAUGUGGUCCACAUGAUUAUUGGAGGGGUCGAUACUCCUCAGGGGCCCGUAUUCAAACGCACCAAGGUGUCGAUCACGAGGGAAAAGCGUACUCGAGACUACGUACCAGAAGGAACCCUGUCUUUCAAUGACGAGGAUGCAGAGGGGAUCUUACAACCCCACAACGACGCACUGGUAGCUCGGCCAACAUUAUUUGAUCGAAAGGUCAUAGAACAGCUCGGCCUACAAGAUCAAAUUAUGCCCGCAGCCUGA
Molecule: messenger RNA, 426 nt
Organism: Nicotiana tabacum (common tobacco)
Lineage: Eukaryota; Viridiplantae; Streptophyta; Magnoliopsida; Solanales; Solanaceae
Source: RefSeq, a predicted model, not a curated record